AAACUUGGGCCCUCAGAGUAUCACAAUGAAAUAUUUCGAAAGAGGACACUUUUAUGCGUGCCGACAGCGUCCAUGGUAGCAUCAGAAGUAAAAUGAAGAAGUCUCCCGAGAUAUGAACAUUUCAGGAUUUCGUAAAUCUCUGCGACAAAUCUGGGGCUAAAAUCAAGUUAAUCAUAAUGCAAUACCAUGAUUUUUAUGAAUUUGAGGAUGGUCACCGAAUAUAAUUCAUACAUUAAUACCGACAUAAUAAUGUACAGUAGAGCCUACUUUCAGCAUAUUGGUUAUGUACAGAAUUUGUUGCCACAAAAAAUCUAAUAACAUUUCAAGCCAUGGGGCCCGUUGUCAGAAACAUCGUAAAGUUAAUGCUGAAGUUAAUGCUACGAUAACACUUACGACUAAUGCUAAUGUUGCGAGACUAGCGUUGACAGAAACACAUCGCAGCUAUUAGAAAACUUACGAUGGCCGGAACUUCCUCCUUGUUCGAAAUCCCGCAGUGCAUUUCGGGAACGCAGACGAUUUGUUUACAUUUUGCAGCCGAUCAGCUGUUCGCGCGCGACAUACGAACUCAUUCAUUCAUAACUCGAACAUUCGUGCGUAUACGUUUCAGUUAAAUAAAACAAUAAUUAUAUAUAAAUAACAUUUGCAAUGGAAUUUGAGAGUGAAAGACCGUUGGCGUCGGCAGAAGCUAAGAGGCGACCGAACUGGCGAAGAGAAGAAAUUGAGGUUCUCGCCGAGGCCUGCCUGGAGAGGCAGGAUGUGGUGCGUGGUCGCCUGUCGAAUAAUCUGACCGUCAACCAGAAAAAUGACAACUGGCGAGAAAUCGCAGACAGUGUCAAUGCGAUUGGCAUGAUGGACAGGCAUCCUGCCGAAUGCAAAAUAAAGUGGACCAACUACACCUCAGAGCUCAGGAAAAAAGAGCGGCAUAACGCAACAGAGGCGCGACGCACAGGAGGGGGACAACCCUCAGUGAUCCAGUUCUCAGACAUUGAGAGCCAGGUCAUCGAAGGUUACAUACCUCCUGAAAUUAUUUAUGGAGUCACGGAGGGAGUUGAAAUAACAGGGACAAGUACAGCUGAUGCUAGUGGAGUAGCCAUUCUAGAACCGGUGAUUGUGGCUGGGCCAGGACCAGGACCAAGGCAGGCAUCACCUCUUCGCAAAAGAGCGAGAAAGUCAACAGAAAGCUCAUUUGAAAAAGAAUACCUUCAAUUAAAAAGGCAAGAGCAGAUAGAGAGGUGUGUGAUAAUUAGUGGCAGCAGUUGCAAUUUUCAUUACUGAAUAUUAUA
Molecule: messenger RNA, 1283 nt
Organism: Priapulus caudatus
Lineage: Eukaryota; Metazoa; Priapulida; Priapulimorpha; Priapulimorphida; Priapulidae
Product: nuclear apoptosis-inducing factor 1-like
Exons: 6
Coding region: 646-1275 (209 amino acids)
Cellular component (GO): nucleus
Source: RefSeq, a predicted model, not a curated record